Molecule: messenger RNA, 1722 nt
Organism: Hippocampus comes (tiger tail seahorse)
Lineage: Eukaryota; Metazoa; Chordata; Actinopteri; Syngnathiformes; Syngnathidae
Product: E3 ubiquitin-protein ligase TRIM69
Exons: 10
Coding region: 202-1407 (401 amino acids)
Molecular function (GO): protein binding
Source: RefSeq, a predicted model, not a curated record
AGUUCUCCGAAGAGCCGAGCGUCAGUGUGAUUCGUAAACAAGGUCGGGCGCUGCAGCAAGCAGUGCAACUCCUCAUCUUUUACGCGAGGACAGGACGAACUGAGUUGCUUCCUGUGGCGUGCGACAAGAAAGGAUUGUCACGUUACGAAUCUUACCCUUUGCGACAUUCAUCGGGAAGGACUCCCACCACAGGCAGACAAGAUGUUUCAAUGUUUUCACUUCAUUGCUGAACCCAUCAAAACCAUGACAGUCAAAAUAAAGACAUCGAGCAUCAAAACCAAGAAAAAGAAGACGCCAGAUUACUUGGAUGAAGAGCAGCUACUUAUUGUGGAACUGGCUCGAGAUCUUGGCCGAGUGUGCCAGAGUGCAUCAGUCCUGGAGCACAUCUGGAACAAGGAUGAGACUUGGCCAACCCCUCUCUGCUGGGUCUUCAUACUCGAAUGGGCAUCCAUGUUUGGGAGAAAGAAGAGGCCCAUGCAGACCGAUGGCUGGCCAGAAACUGAUGGUGACGAAAAGUGCGAUCUGACUAACCAGCAGGACAUGCAAAGGGCUAAGUUAGACCUCCUCGAAUGGAUGAAAGACCUGAAAGCUCAGCCUGAGCAAAGUGUUUGGCCGGGGGAAAUGGUGGCAAACAUCCUGGAGGACUUGAGUUCAGCUUGGCGCUGGAGCCGUGUGCCAAACCUUCUGUGUGCCAUGGAGCUGGUUUUGUGGACUGUGAUGCUGCAGGAUUCAGAUAAGCCACAGGAUACAAUCCCACAGCAAUGGUUGAUGUGGAAGCAGAAAACAAAGAUUGGUGCUAUACCCUACAUCCCUCAACCAGUAUGGGAAUGGAUCACAGAUGCUGCAGUGGAAGUGACUCUGAACCAAGAUACAGCCAAUCCUGAUCUUCUCAUCUCGGGUGAUGAGAAGAGGAUGCGUUGUGGCUUUGAGAGGAAAGAUAUCCCCAAUUACCACCAGCGCUUCGAUGGCUGGUGGUGCGCUGUUGGAAUGGUAGGCUAUGAAUCGGGCCGCCACUACUGGGAGGUGGAGGUGGGUGAGCGAGACUGGCGGCUGGGCGUGGCCAAGGAGUCCGCUCUGAGGAAAGGUUUCAAAUCCCUCAACACUGACACGGGUUACUUCACCCUGCGUCUGGAAAGGGGCACUGAGCUUAAGGCACUCACCGUGCCCUUCACUGCCCUGCCGCCAGGCCUCAUCCCUCGAAAGGUGGGUGUUUACCUCGACUACGAUGGUGGCCAGCUGUCCUUCUAUGACGCGGACAGACGUGUCCACAUCUACACUUACAAUGAGCGCUUCCAAGAGAAGCUCUUCCCACUGUUUGGCACAGUGGAGAUCAUUAAUGAUCUGGUGAUCAGGACUCCUGAAGCCAAAACCCAAUGUCUCUGUGCCACAUCCUGCCUGUGGGGUUGAUUUCUUACCUUGUCAACCUUUCCUUCAAUAUAUCCAGUAGAUAUCCUAUUAAGGAAUAUAAAGGUUUCAAGGUUAUGCAAAUAUACUAAUCACUGGGAGGAAUCUAAGAUCCUGCUGUCAGAGCCCAUUGUUGUGCUUUAAAAAAAUAGCUUCAAGGUGUGACCACUCUCUAUGCUGCUGCUACUUUCCUCGUUCCUACAAUCAAAUUGAAAACUGUGCUCACAUAUUUGGUGUUUGGAAGGAGAACUGUAGAAUAUACAUUGUCGUGUACUGUAAUAGUAAUCAUAUACUGAAUAAAGCAAAUUAAUGAUGGUA